This is a messenger RNA of Catharus ustulatus (Swainson's thrush), 2306 nucleotides long. It is a transcript of the gene GTPBP8, whose product is annotated as GTP binding protein 8 (putative). Gene Ontology annotation, molecular function: GTP binding. The record is from RefSeq and is a predicted model, not a curated record. NCBI's taxonomy places the organism in Eukaryota, Metazoa, Chordata, Aves, Passeriformes, Turdidae. The transcript has 7 exons. The coding region runs from base 16 to 918 and encodes 300 amino acids. Gene Ontology annotation, cellular component: mitochondrion.
CGGACAAGCCAGGGCAUGGCCCCGUUAUCCCGCCCCGCUGUCCCGCCCGCCGCCUUCCGGGCAGGCCGGGCCCCGCCUGCAGCCGCCGGGAUGCUGCUGCCCCGGGCGGGCGGUGCCGCGGGCCGGGCCUUGCCGCCGCUGGCCGCCCUGUCCCAGGUGCUGCGGCUGGAGCGGAGCCGCCGCACUGCCAUCGUGUUCCCGCUGCAGAAGCUGGAGCGGUACCUGGCUCCCGGCACCGACACGGCGCAGUUCCGCCUCUUCCAGCCCGGGCUGCCCGCCCUGCAGCGCGCCGAGGCGCUCUUCACGUCCGACCGCGGACACUCCAUCGACUACGUGAGCUCCGCCGUGCGCAUGGACCAUGCCCCGCCGCUGGCCCUGCCCGAGGUGUGCUUCAUCGGCCGAAGCAAUGUGGGGAAAUCAUCUUUAAUCCGGGCCUUGUUUUCACUGGCUCCAGAAGUGGAAGUUAGAGUGUCAAAAACUCCGGGCCAUACCAAGAAGAUUAAUUUCUUCAAAGUAGGAAAAUACUUUACUCUGGUGGAUAUGCCAGGAUACGGCUAUCGUGCCCCGCAGGACUUUGUUGAGAUGGUGGAGGCCUAUCUGCAGGAACGGCACAACUUGAAGAGGACCUUCCUAUUAGUUGAUGGUGUAGUUGGACUCCAGAAAACAGAUCACAUUGCGAUAGAGAUGCUGGAAGAGUUUGGGAUUCCUUAUGUGAUGGUGUUAACAAAAAUUGACCGAGCUUCCAGGGGAGUAUUGUUAAAGAACGUACUGGAGAUCCAGGAGUUUGUAAAGGAGAGCACUCAGGGAUGCUUUCCUCAGUUGUUCUUGGUCAGUUCUGUGGAGUUCUCAGGGGUUCACUUGCUCAGGUGUUUUGUAGCCCAUGUUACUGGAAACCUGCCUACUGUUGAGGCCAGCUGAAAAGACCUGCUGAUCUGCUUGGCUCAUCAAGAACAAAAGUAGGUGCAACAGGAUAGCAUGCCUUGCUUGCAGACUUGAGUUGUCCCUAUUCCCCAAGGAUGAAGGAAAGAAUGGAUUUUUAAAGGGAUCUGCUUUUCUAUGAGUGUUGGCUUGAAACUGAGUGGAAUAAAAGACUGACAUCUAGAGGAGCCCUGUCCUGCACACUGUCACAAGUCAGUGCUGCAUCUAUGUUCUGUUUUGAGAUCCAGCGUGAAUUUCUGCAGCUCCAUUUGGAUGCAUUGCCAGAUCUGAGGCACACCAUCCAUGAUCUGUAUUGGCUCUACCCUGGCAGCUGAAGCACAACACUGAUGUGUCCUGUACUCCUUAGAGGAACUGCAUCCCACAGCAGCUGUGUUGUUCAGAGCACCUGAAACUGUCCAGUUACAAAGCAGAACUGGACAAAAGGACAGCCAUCAAUAGCAGCAGUCACACAGGAGAACUUAGUCUGAAGGAAGCUAUGAAGUGCCUGUGUCAAAUCCUGACACUCAGUCUUGGUCAUUUCUUGGCCAAAUGUGGUUAUGCAGUUGCCACAGUUACUUGCAUUAAGUGUUUAAACCUCAAGAAAAGGAAAGUGCUUUUCUAAACCACUCUGACAGUGCAAAAGGACUAGAAAUAUCACUUCCUUGCAGUAUGCAAUUUCUUGUAACACACUAGACAUGAGACAAGAUCUGUUUUCAGCAUACAUGCAAGAAGAGAAUGUGAGGAAUGCAGUAAAUGUGGCUCUCUAGCUUCUGCAUCUUAGUGAUCAAACCUGUGAUUCUGUUGAUAUUUUAUCUCUAAUCCCCAAAUGCUGCAGGGCAAAACAGCCCAAGGGAUGCACGAUCCUAGAAAUGCAGUAGCAGCUAUACAAAUGGAAUAGGUGAAAGUGAACACUUAAGGAAAGGUCUUUUUGUAGUAUCUUAAAACUGGGAUCUUCCAAAAGCUUUAAUCUUGUCAAGGCUGUAAUUUUCAGGGCCUCAGCCUUGACUAAAUAACCCUCAAUAUGUAAAUAACCCUGAAUAUGUAAAAGAGCGCAGUGCUGGUUUUAGUCCCUCUUCAGAACAAAACUCCUUACAGUGCUAGGAAGUCUUUUACUAACCACUUAAAUACAUUAAAUACGUCAAUUUGUAUAAAAAACCUGGAUAUUUAUACAGACUGGUGUGUAUGGAACAUUAGGUGCCAUCUUCUCCUUCAGAAGCAGCUUUACCUCUGGACAUGUCUUGUUUUUAUUCAGAAGUGCUUCAAAUACUGGAAGAACUGCAUUUUGCUUAGCAGGAGAGAACACUGCAGUUUGAUUCUUGACCUUGCCCCUAUGACAAAACAGUAAAUAAAAUCAAGUCUCCUAAACAAUAAAACUUAUAUUUACAGGC